This is a messenger RNA of Vitrella brassicaformis, 8140 nucleotides long. The record is from the annotation of a GenBank genome assembly. NCBI's taxonomy places the organism in Eukaryota, Vitrellaceae.
GUCGAUUCCAAAGUUCUGAUGCUCUGCUGGUGCUGGACUGAAGCCCCGAGUGGCUAUCUCGCGAGAUCUUGCUCCGUCACGCCGUGGUAAUGAGAUCUCCUCCAUCAGUGUGCUUGGCUGCCGUGUUGGCGGCGCUGCUGCGGCCUACAGGCGGUGCUGCCGUCACAGAGGUGAGGGCAACGCGACACAGACACACACACGCAUGUGGGAUGAAUCAGACCGGCGCACGACUGACACGGCCGUCCGGAGUGGUUGCCUUUGUGUGUGUCUGCAGGUGUAUUUGGCCACUGCAGAGGGCCUGGGGUCAGGCGAAACGCGCACCUACCAGGUGAACCAGUGAAAUGCACGACAGAAGCGCACACACACCGCUACACAGAUGGUGCACCUGUGUGCGCCUGUGUGUGGUGUCAGUUGGCUGUGGGUGAGGGCGGUCAGCUGCCCUUCGGUGACGGUUAUCUCGAUUUGCGUGUGGAGAUCGCCGUCACAAAGUCGAGAGACUGCGAAAGGGUACGCACACACACACGAGAGGCAAGUCGACUUGUGUGUGUGUGUGUGUGUGUGUGUGUGUUCAUUGGCUAGGGCGUGUGUGUGUGCGCAGGGCAACCCUCCUGUGUGCAGCAGAGCUCUGCUGGCACACGGCAGCUUAGUCCCGGCACCCGCCAAGCCCCACAAUGACACCACAUUCGACACCAAGAGUGAGUUUGUGAAGAAUAUACCCCUCCUGCACUGCACACGCUCACACGCCUGUCCUGCGUGUGGGUCCCAUUCGUCUGUAUGUCUGUCUGUCUGUCUGUCUGUUUGUGCGUCACAAACAGGUCUGACGCGCCACGCUGUGUAUCAGGACGACAGGUCGCUGGUCAUCACUUGGAGCGCUUGCUCGUGGGCUCGCAUGCAGGUCAGGCACAUCAAUCACAGCUGGGCGAGUGGAGACCGAUCACUCCCGCGCACUUGACGCUUGUGUGUACUCCGCUGCACACAGGCGGGUCGUGUGGCGUUGCGAGUGGUGGUUGGCGCGUGGGGCGGCGAGCAUGUCAUCAACAUCCGAGCCAUGCUGGCUGGUAUACAGAAAUCGAUCCACAGGUGUGUCCAUUCCAUCCGCUCGAUUCUCUCUCUUUGUGCUGUGCGUUUGUGUAGACAACCGUCCCUACUCGCUGCUGUGUCCCGGGCCGCUGCCGCUGGUGCGUCACUCGCACACCCUUGACGCCGUCGGCCCUCAAGUUAUCGUCUUUGGCGGCAAGGAUGACACAGGUGGGUGUGGUGUGGUGUGUCGUCUUGUGGUGAUGAGCAAUCGGAUGCGUGUGACGAUCGAAAUGUGUGCGCAGGGGAGGCGACCAACGAUCUGUGGCGGCUCAACUACACACUGAUUGGUGUACGCACGUCAGGCACACACAGGCAGCGGUGGAUUGGAUAGGUGGGUGGGCAUACCGUUGGUGUGUGCAUUUCUUCACACCCAGGAUGGUGCCCUGGCCCAUGUGGAUCCGCUCAGCAUGGUUUGGGAGAGCCUCGACGACGUGUACGGCAUCUUCCUGAGACCACCGUCACGGUGAGGGAGGGAGGGAGGACCGCAUUGCAGCUCAGCAAUUGGGUGCAUGAGAUGGAUGGAUGGAUGCAGGCAUGGUCAUGUUUCUGUGGUGUCUGAGCGUGGCGUGCUGCUCAUAUACGGCGGCAAAGCUGGUGCAUACCCAUAACAUACAUUUGCCCGCCUCUUUGUACUGUGUGCUGUGCUGUGUGUGUGCAGGUGACGUGGUGCUGGAUGACAUGUGGGCCAUCCAGCUGCUGACGCCACAAGAGGGGGGCAACGGAGCAAGUCAGUCAGUGACCUAACCACAAUGCAAUCAACGGAUGCAGACUUAUCCACACGUGCGUGUGUGUGUAUUCUGUGUGUGUAGCUCCCUUCAAGUGGUUCCCAUUGCCGCCUCUGACAUCCGCCCGCCCGCCACCGCUCGUCCACACCGCAGCCACAACCAUCGGUACUCAUUCAUUCACACGCGCAAACAGAAGGUACCAUGAUGGACCGAAAUGCAGGCCCCCGUCUGUAUGUCUUCGGCGGCGAGGCCACCCAGCGCAACCUGACCAACCACCUGUGGACGGCUGACCUCAGUAAGGACGCACAAUUGAUACGCAACAUCAGAGAGAGAGAGAGAGAGAGUGAGUGCCUUCUCAGUGUGCCUGGCUGUCUGUCUUGAUGCACUCACUGCACAGGUACGGUCUUCGACGGCUGGUCUGCUGCUGGUCCGAAAGGCGUCGAGUGGGAGCUGGUGGCGGUGGAUGAAAGGCGCCCCACACCUGUGGCCAGAAUGGGUACGCACACGUGCGUACAGUACAUCCAUGCCACGUGGAGUGGACACACUGCGCUGUGCUGUGCUGUGCUGUGCUGUGCGUGUCUCUCUGUGUGUGGAUACAUACAUAAUGUGAUUGAUAUUGGCGUGCAGGUCACAGCAUGGUGCCCGCCCUUUCCCCGCCACAGAUCCUUUCCGCAAUCAAGAAGCGCAUCAACGACACACAGAGCCCUGCACACCAGGGGGAGGAUCUGCUGCAGCAGAGUGAGUGAGAGACGGCGAAUUCUCAUACCCAUCCCAUCCCAUCGCAUCGCGUCGAUACGUAUGUGCACAUUCCGUCUGCUGCACUCACUUGUCGCUCGCAGAGGGUCUGUUAGUGUUUGGCGGCCGCACGGCCAACACGAUGGCUACGAAUGACCUCUGGUUCCUCAUGCACAACGACACAGGUACACACACCUGACUCUCUCAUUUAUGAAAUAAAUAUGUCAGACUAGACGUCUGUCUUUGUUUCCUGUGCAGGACCCUCUGUGUGGUUCCAAGUAAAAGAGCCGAUACCACCGAAUGCACGUGUACGUCACGUGCCCACAGGCAGAUAGCUUAGACGUACACGAGAAGAAAUCACCCGCACAGAUGGAUGGAUGGAUGGGUGGAUGCAGGUCUCAAGCCCACCUUCAUUGGCGUUCCACUCAUCCGUGGCUCUCAACGAGCGGUCAUUCACACUCAUCGGCGGCAUGCGGGGAGACAACGGCAGACAUGGCGGCCGGAACCAUGACGCAGGGACGGUCAGGUACGGCCGUGCAGUGCACUGCACCUUGACGUCGGUGUGUGGCGUACAGUACAGAGUAUUCUGUGUGUAUGCACAGAGCAGCUCGCAGAUGUGGGCCUACGUCAACGGCACCUUCACGCUCACACACACAUCAGCGCUGCCACCAGGUAGGUACCCGCGUCUAUCAGACACUUCUCCGUACGUGUCCAUGGGCUUGCAAGGGUGUGUGUUGUGUGUGUGCCACUCAGUGAUUGCCCCCGACCAGUAUCGCGUCAAGGCGGCAGCCGCGUACGUGCCGCCUAUCGGAAAGGUGACCACCCCGACCACCACCACACACCACACUUGCCGUGCCAUACCGCCUCUGUGUGUGUGUGUGUGUGUCCAGGUGCUCAUUCAUGGCGGUGGGUGGACUGUUCCCUCAUCAGAGCACUCGUCAUUGUUGCGGCAGCUGCGUGGUGCUGACACCAGCCCAGGAAUGGCCGACAUGAGAGGUACCGAUGCGCACAAGAUAGAGUGUAUCGUCCGUCCAUCGUACCUCCCUCUUAUACGUCCGUCUCUGUGUGUGUGCAGCGACCGUCGACCACAAGCAUCCGCCUACGAUGCACUCGUCUGUGCUGGUGGUGUACCAAGACGCAUGCACACCUGCGAACGAUCAGGACUGCACUGUCUGCGGCACAGGUACACACACACACACACACACACGUACCGUACAGCACGUCAACGCAACGCAUGGAACACUCAUCUGUCUACUGGCCUGGCGUCUUGUGUGUGUGUCGAGCAGGGUCGCGAGCCGUCCCAUACCCAGUCUCAGAUGCCAACGACACCUCAUUCGCUGAGCACUUCCCCUGGGUUGGCAAUACGUCCGAUGCAAGUGCGUGUGUGCCGUGCCCACCCGGCCACUACCACAAUCACAACCACAGCGACAUCAACAAUGACGAUGGCGAUGGCGAGGUGGAGUGCGUCCCGUGUCCAGCGGGAUUCUAUCAGCCUUUCAGAGGGUACACGAACUACACACUUGUGUGCACGACGUAAAGGUGUGUCCCCGCACCAAUGUGUGAAUGCCCUGUGUGUGUGUGGGGGGCGUGUGCAGGCAAUGGUCUUCGUCGUCCUGUCUGCCGUGCCCCCGGGGCACCCACGCCAAGGAAGCAGGCACGGCAACCUGCAAGGUGUGAGGGAUACAAAGAUACAUGCAUGUGUGGAAAGUUCUGUGCAUAGGAUAGGCUGUGUGUGGGUGGAUGGGCGCAGGCGUGUGGCGGCAACAUUUGGUGUCCAUUGGGCAGCAGUGAGCCGCUGGAGAAAAUCGGUACACAUGCAUUGCAGUGAAUGGACACCACACAUGACACCACAUCUGGCCUGGCUGGGUGAGUCCCAUCCGUCUGUGGUGUGUGUGUGUCGAUCGGGUCCUGACGUGACGUGUCGUCAGAUCCCGCCAACAGCAUCGUGUACCAGCACGACGAACCGCACGCGGCAUCACUGCACGAGGUACGAUACGAUAGAUGAGAUGACACACUGGCACACACAGACGGGCAUGGUAUAAUGCAAUUCAUGUGUGUUUGCUGUGUGUGUGUGGUCGGUUGGGUUGUUGAUUCAGUCGCAUUUGCUGUGGCAAGUGUCGACCUUCUCAGUGGGGCUAAUCGUCCUGGCCGCCUCACUGUGCGUACUCAACCUCCUACACGUCAAGGCACCCAAACGGGUCUGUCAGUGAGUAUGGUUGCUUCACUUCACCAGACACACAGGUCUGUAUGUCUGUAUUGGAUGUCAUCGUGCAGGUGAAUUCGUGGAUGCGUCAGAUCGACUCCCGGGCCAUCACCGGGGUGAUAUUUCCCUCAGAGGCUGGGGGCGUGUGCACCCUCGUCUACACGGUCCUGGCCGUCUGCAUCAUACUGCUGGUCUUCAUGCAACAGGUUGGGGCCGUGCCAACCGUAUACAUACACCACACACACGCAUGACAGACAUGCUCGUGAUGUGACGUCUGUGUGUGUCUCUGUGGUUGGUUGGCGUCACACCAGCUGUUCUUCAACUACUCGUUGGCGGCUCUGACCGCGCCAUCCAGUGGCAUAUACAGGAACGCGCUGCGCUCUCCACCUGCACAACAGACAACACAACACAUACACCCUGGCGCAUUGGUCCUUGGCUGUCUGCCUGGCCUGUCUGUGUGUGUGCAGGUCGACGGACUUCGACUCGGACUUCCACGUCCGGGCCGUCUUUGUCGGUGAGUUAACGAGACACACACUAGUGGCAUGCGUGUGUCAGCCGUGUGUAUGACUAAACCAUGUAGGUUAUCCCGGCCCGUGUGAGGCGUCCAACACCACUCGCGUGACGCAGUUGACAGACCAGGGGGGCGGCGGACACGCUCACCAACACCCGGAGGACCACAGGGCGAGAAUAGGUCGGCGUGCAUCCCUCCACUGCACGGAUUCAUCACUCAUCCCGCCUGUGUGUGUGUGUGUGAGUGUGCCCAGUGCCAAUCCACUCUUAUCUGACCUACAGAGCCCAUGACGCCUCGUUCCGACUCAACCACCUGCAAACGGUACGGUGCACACGGAUACGACACGUCUGUCUGUCUGUCACUCCGUCCAUGUAUAAAUGAAUGCACACCUGUGCUGUGCUGUGAUGUGUGUGUCCACACAGCAGCGGAAGUGGUCCAUUCUGCCGGCGGUCCUUCCCUUUAUCGUGUCCGUCGACACCAGGAGGCAGCAGAGAGACGAUAACCAGGUACGGGACGCAGCCCAGCCACACCACACACACAUAUGCAUUGAUGUGUGUGUAUUGUCUGUGCACACACACACAUCGCAUACAGGUUGUUGGUGAGGGCGAGGCGAUUGACGUGACGUCUGAGGAUGAGAAGAGGCCGCCCAAGAUGGAGUGGCGGUGCGGCCAGGAAGCCAGAAUCACUGCCCUGUACGGCUACACAGACGUCUUGUCUUGGGCAGUGCGGUGCACGUCCCUAAAGUGCCUGCCUGCCUGCAUACCUGCAUACCUGCGUUAUGUCAUUUAUGUCUGCAGUGGUUUGGUCCCCAAGAACAUCAGCACGGCUUCAUCCGUCUCGUGCGCACAGAUCGGGCCGCAACAAGUGAGCCAAGCCUCACACCACCCACACGCGACCCGCCACACACACGUCCCUGGAUGUGAUGUGUUGUUCUUGGCUCAUGCAGUGUGUGGUUGAGUGGUCUUGUCGUGACUGCGGUGUGUUCGACCAGCGGCUGCACCUCAACAUAGCCCUCAGCCACCACACAUUCGCCGCCGCACAGGCCAUACAGGUUAGCUCACUUACACAGACAUCCAGGGCACACACGCAUUCGCAACGGACAGGUGCCUGUAUGGAUGUGUGUGUGUGUGUGUGUGUGGAUGUGCUCAUACUGUCAUAGUGGGAGGUGAUGACUGUGUGGCGGGAGUCUGGCAGCAGCACCGCCACCACCAGCACGCCCGUGGAGGCCUUCUCCACACUCAACUCCACUUUCGUCGGCAGCGACCCCAACAAUGUCAGUCGACAAGCCUUUGUUUAUCUGGUCAUCGAGGUGCUCAUGUGUGGAGGUACGUGUCAUUUGUUCAUUGGUUCAGGUGCUGCGUGGCGAGGACCCGACUGUGCUGCGGCUGACGCUUGUGCCGACUGACUACGAAAACCAGGUAAGUACCUCUGCGUCACACGCACAUAGGCAGGCCACUCACUCAGUGGUGUGUAUGUGUUGUGUGGGCGUGGUGUUGGUGUCUGUCAUCCACGAUGGAUGACACACGCCACACGACCAUUCUUUGCAGCGUCUUGGGGUCCACGAGAACGGCUUCCUUCUGCAGUACAUCGCCUCAAGGGAAGGCUCAGCGACAGGUAGGUGUGUAGGCUGCUGAAAUCACACACACAUGGGUGUGUAUGCGAGUGUUGGUGUCUGUGUGUGUGGUUUGAUCACAUCAUGAUCAGAUGGGGUGCACUUCCACUCGUCAGGCGACGGCCCGUCGACGGUGCAGUUCCGCAUUGAGCUGACGGUGUCGCCCUUUCUCUACCGCCUGCUGCUCACACAGACCAAGACAUUCUUCGACUACCUUGCACAAGUACCUAACCCUUGCACGCACACACAAACCGAGCAAACACACACACAUACACACACGACCUGGCUGUGGUGUGCAUCCUUCCUAUCCUAUCCUGUGCUGUGCUGUGCAGGUAUUGGGUCUGCUGUCUGGCAUGUCGCUCCUGGUGCGCGUGUUGGUGUCCUUCUGGCUGUCGAUCCCACGAGAGAGGAGGAAGACAAUGACCAAAUACUGGGGAGAGGUACCACACCGUACCGCACCCGAACACACACACGCAGAGAGCUGGUCUGGUCCAUGACGUACACGACGUGUGUGUCACUUGUUUGUGCGUCCGGCCCGUCCCCACAGAGCAACUCGCUGAUGCUGUGGCUGGUCCGGCGGCUGUGCGCGUGUGUGGACGACGUUGACCGGACCGACCCCAGCGCAGAGACCCCCUCGCACCUCUACCAGCUUUGCCCCUCGCCCUCAUCUCCACCGCCACCCCUGCCAGCCCCUCCCGCCAUCAUCACCAUGGCGAGGUCACACAGCGACCCAGCCAUGGAGACCCCACGAGCCACAGCCGCCCCAACCAAUGGGGUCACGCACAGGCAGACCACAGGACGAGAGCAAGAGCCGCUGAUCGAGCAUAGAGCGGGACCACAGUCGAAAGCAGCGAUGGCUGGUGGGAGUGCGGGUGGGUGGCUGAGUGUCUUUUCCUUUGGCCGCCAGGGCCAGCAGGGAGAGGGAGGGGGGAGUUGGCAGCGUGUGACGCAGAGAGAGGCGGCAGAAGAGGAUGCGGCGGUGCGGUGUGCAGAGGGAGAAGGGACGGCUGCCUGAAUGAGUGGACGCGUAGCCGACUUGUGAUACGGAUCGUGUGUGGGGCUAUUCUCGGGAAUGCGAGAGAAGCUCUGUUCGUGUGCACAUUGCCACACCGGUGCCAUAUGGUGCGCCACACACAUUCAUCGAUGCAGUGAGCCGUGCUGUGCCACUCGAGCGUCGCACUGAGUGGCUCUGCUUCCCCGGGUCGGAAAGAGCGCACGCAACAGGUUCACAGCUGGUGGCCAGGUUGGAUCUGCAAAGCUUGAAAUCAAUCUCG